Molecule: messenger RNA, 684 nt
Organism: Hippopotamus amphibius kiboko
Lineage: Eukaryota; Metazoa; Chordata; Mammalia; Artiodactyla; Hippopotamidae
Source: the annotation of a RefSeq genome assembly
AUGGCAUAUCCCCUCCAACUAGGCUUUCAAGAUGCAGUAUCACCCAUUAUAGAAGAACUACUGUAUUUUCAUGACCAUACGCUAAUAAUCGUAUUCCUAAUCAGCUCACUAGUCCUUUACAUUAUUACACUAAUACUGACUACCAAACUAACCCAUACAAACACCAUAAAUGCACAAGAGGUAGAAACUGUCUGAACAAUCCUACCAGCCAUUAUCCUUAUCUUAAUUGCACUGCCAUCUCUGCGAAUCCUCUAUAUAAUAGACGAAAUUAACAACCCCUCCCUGACCGUAAAAACUAUGGGCCACCAAUGAUACUGAAGUUACGAAUAUACAGAUUAUGAAGACCUAAACUUUGACUCCUACAUAGUCCCAACAUCAGACCUAAAGCCGGGGGACCUACGACUCCUAGAAGUAGAUAACCGAGUCGUCCUACCCAUAGAUGUAACAGUUCGAAUACUAAUCUCAUCAGAAGACGUACUACACUCCUGAGCCGUGCCAUCACUAGGUCUAAAAACAGAUGCCAUUCCAGGACGAUUGAACCAAACAACCUUAAUAUCAACACGACCCGGACUAUUUUACGGACAGUGCUCCGAAAUCUGUGGUUCCAACCACAGCUUUAUGCCCAUUGUCCUAGAAUUAGUACCACUGCAAACUUUCGAAAAAUGAACCGCAUCCCUAUUAUAG